CUCUUUUCCUUUUAUAGGAGUCAUCUUGCAUUAGUUUUUGUGAUUCUUUGUGUUGCGUUUCUACUAAUUCACAUUUUGAAGAUUGAUCGGAUCAGAUCCCUCGAGUCGGUCUCUGUUUUCACACUCCGAUCGAUCGUUGGAUUUCGUUUGAAGGAUAUUGUUUAGCCCCUUGCGAUCAAGGGUUUCUAAUCUUCAAUUAGAGUCUAAACAUUUAAUUUGUAAAGGUUCUGCGUUAUAAUCAAUCAAUAUGAAUAAUUCUGGAAAACAACAAUCUUUUAGUGAUCGGGAGGUAGAUGAUCAACAACAAUCAAACGAUGAUUUGUCACCGGUAUCCGGUGGUACCGGUGAGGUUUCUCCGGCGGCAGCUUCGGGAGAUUCCUUGACGAGGAGGAAUGGAAAUAAUAUUGGACUUGCAGCUCGUUUGACGGAUUUGUUUGUUGGAGAUGGCGACCGAGAUAGCGAUAUGCUGAUGCAACGAAACACUCAAGAAGGCACGGUUGUACAGUGGCUACAGGCUCUUGAUAUGCAAGUAUUGGGAGCGUGUCGCGCCGAUGAGAGGUUGAAGCCCUUGCUCAAGCUUAAUGUAUCCAGCGUGGCUGAAGACCGAUUGCUGUCGCAUCUAAGUCAGCAUUUUGAGCCAUCAGAAGUCGGUUUGCUCGCAAGGUGCUUAUGUAUCCCUCUUGUAUCAAUUCGUGUUGGGAAGAUCAACAAACAAGGAACUCGUCUUAUUCCAACAAGUGCAAGGGGAAACUUAGUUCUGUCAUUAUUACCAACUUCUGAUCUACGCAUAUCGUUUGUUGGGGAUGAUGGGCAUGCAGAGAGAAUAUCAAUCUUGAGAAACACAACAGAUUGUUCCUCUGUUGUGAUUGAAGGAAUCCCAGCAGAUACCUCUGGUCGAUCUUUUGUUGUUAGGGUCCCCACGCCUUUCUACUUGUGGUGCUCUGAAAAAUCCAAACUCCUCGGUGAUGAAUUGCUCGAAAAGAUGAGGAAGUUACUGGAGAGGAAGCCUUCCCUUGCGGAACUAACCGGAAUCAGUAAUUCCCGUCUUCAACGCUUUGUACAUCAUCUACGGACUUUUCUGGUUGGUGAAACCUCAAACUCAAAGUCUCCUCCAUUGUUGGCAUCAUCAAGUUCAAAGGCUUCACGGGUCCGGACCUGCAGUAGCAUUAUUCAAGGCAGCCUGAGUCCUAGGCCAAGCUCCUUCAAAGAAGGUGGCCUCCCCAGAAACAUAGCUUCCUUGAGAAAUGUAGUCAGAGACAAGUUAAGACGUAGGGUGGAAGGGGUCCGCCUUGAAACAUCCUCCGAAAAACAUCCUCUUCCUUCCACUUCAAAUCAGCAUGAAGAAAACAGGCUUCCAUCAUCAUCUUCUGGAAUUUGCUUGUUCCCAUCAGUAUUAAGUGGGAACAUGAACAUGCAAAUUCCAUCUAUAAUCUCAGCAACACAUCCUUUUCCUAAUACUAAUACUAGUACUACACCAUCAUCUAUCUUCUCUCCUCCUCCUCCUCCAUAUUACUGCUGGUGUCCACCCGUGGUUAUGGUAACACCCCAACAUCCGCAUACAACAUCAACCGAAUCUUUUACAUUGCCACCCCUUUCGUCACUCCUUGCAUCAUCUGCAAAAACAUGUUCUGAAAUCUCAAUCCCACUCCCACCUUUUCUACCAAUAUCCAUGGGCAUGCCACCUUCACAACAGAUCCCGCUCUUCACCCCUUUGAUGUACGAGUGCGACCACCCAAUAGUUCACAUCCCGAUCCCAGUAAUGGACAUCUGCUCCUCGGGUCAAGCCUACCUAGUCAGUACUGGCCCUGCUAUUAUGAGCGUAGUAAGCAUUCCACCAGCAUUGAAUGUCCAAGAAUCUGAUUCAGAAAAGAGUGCUAGGGACACACUACGCCUCCUCCUCAGUGGAUCUACCCAGUUCCCCUCUGGUGUUGGAGGUGGAAGUUUCUAUGGAGCAACCACAACCACUGAUGUAAAUGUGAAUGCUAUUGCUGCAAUGAGUUUGGUUUCUCCCCAUGGUGGUAUGAGGAGGUGCAUUGACCAAGGUGAUUUGGUUGACCUCCUCAAGGAUCCGGUCCACACUGGUGGGACUACCACUACUACUACUGCUGCUACAACUACAUGUUCUUCUAAUGAAGAUGAUUUGAGUGAAAAAGGGAGUACAAAGUAAGUUCCAGUGUUGGACGUUGGAUGUUGUUAGGCAGGCAUCAUGUGAUUCUGGCUCUAGUUUUUUUUGGUGAAAAAUGACGUGUAAGUAAUUAGACCAACAAAACAUUAUCAGCCGGCCUUUACCUUUGCCUUUGCAUUUUACAUUUCUAAGUUGACC
Lactuca virosa is the source of this 2323-nucleotide messenger RNA. The record is from the annotation of a GenBank genome assembly. Lineage: Eukaryota; Viridiplantae; Streptophyta; Magnoliopsida; Asterales; Asteraceae.